AUGGCGCGCGGGCGCCGGCUGGCGCUGUGCUCCCUGGCGGGCGCGGCCGCCGCAGCGGGCCCUGGCCCCGAGCAGAUCCACCUGGCCCUCACCUCGGACCCUUCCGCGGUGGCCGUGACGUGGGUCUCGCUGGAGCUGGAGCUGAAGGAAGCCAAGGUCUGGUACGCGCAGGAGGGCACCGCCGGGCGGUGGAUCGAUGCGGCGGUGCACCAGUACGCGGCGGGCGGCGCAGCGCGCUCCGUGGCCACGGCCGUCAUGACGGGCCUCGUGGCCGACACCACCGCCCGCUACAGGGUGGCGCACGGCGGCCUCGAGUCCGCCGAGCUCGCCUUCAGGGCACCGCCCGUGGAUCCGAGGCCCGUGCGCGUGAUCGCUUUCGGGGACAUGGGGACUGGCGACUUCGGCGAUCACUCCGGCCCCGGGGGCGCCCUGUACAACGACGGCUACGUGGCCGGCCUCUUGGGCACGCCCUCGGAGCCCGACUUGGUGGUGCACGUGGGUGACGUGGCGUACGACCGUGGCAACGAGACCGUCUGGGACGUGUUCUUCAGGAAAGCGGCGCUACCGGCUCGCUGA
Messenger RNA from Prorocentrum cordatum, 576 nucleotides. NCBI's taxonomy places the organism in Eukaryota, Dinophyceae, Prorocentrales, Prorocentraceae. The record is from the annotation of a GenBank genome assembly.